CAAAACCGUUCGUUGUAACUCAACUACUCAGAAUCCCGUCUUUGACAGUGGAAAACGCCACCGUGCAACAUAGCUGAAUGGGAUAGCGCGAAACAUUACGGAAGUCCCUUUUAUUGGGAGCUAUGAGCGCACUUCCUGUAUAGUUCAUUUGGGGAGUACGACUGCGAACCUAGUACAGCCGCAACAAGCGACUAGGAAACGGGCCGCCUGCCGCCGAGGUCUGUUAACAUACUCGGAUGUUACAUUGUAUCACAUGAACUGCACCAUUGAGGUCGCCGCGAUUCGAACUGGAAUCCUUUCACUGGAUGUUGCAAAAGAAACGAAACUGUAGUCGAGACGUUUACUGAACUGCCGGGGAUUUACUCAUGGACAUGGAGUGUGGGAUCUCGGUGUGUCAUCAUCAUUAAAACGACUACAAAGAGAAAAGGGAAUUGUUUUUUGUCGUGCUCUAUUAUUGCCAUACGAAACCACAGCAAGCAUCUAGUUCACUAGGUUACGGAUAUUCAGCCUUAAGGAUGGAACGACGUCGCAAACUGUAUGUGUCUUUAGCUUUGAUUUUGCCUUGUUUACAAUGGACAACUUCUUUCAACCUGGACAUCGAGAACCCCAAUGUAUUCUCCGGACCAAAAGGAAGUUAUUUUGGAUUUUCGGUGGAUUUCUUCAUGCCAGAUAACAAGCAGUCAAACAUUCUUAUAGGAGCACCCAGGGCCAACACCUCGUCGGCUUCCUCCGUGGUGGAGAGAGGAGCUGUCUAUACCUGCCCUUGGCAGCAGACGGACGGCUGCACUCAAGUACUGUUUGACAACACUGGUGAUCGGACGAAUGAUGCCGGUGUACAGAUGGAGUUCAAGUCCAACCAGUGGUUUGGGGCGAGUGUACGCUCACAAGGGGAGAACAUCCUGGCCUGUGCACCCCUCUAUCAGUGGAGUACAUAUAGUUACAACGAGAGGGAACCUGUGGGAACAUGCUUCUUCAAAAAAGGAGAGAAAGUUGUGGAAUACUCCCCUUGUCGAUCAAGGGCUUACUCUCCCGAAGGACAGGGCUUCUGUCAAGCUGGGUUCAGUAUUGACUUUGUCAAGCAGAACAACAGGGUGGUUGUUGGAGGCCCUGGUAGUUUCUAUUGGCAAGGUCAACUGAUAUCUGAUGAUAUCUUGGAGAUCAUAAACCGCGUAAACAAUGACUUCAUCACUCCCUACAAUAACCAGCUGACAACCAGGUCGGCAGCCGCUCUGUACGAUGACAGCUACUUAGGAUACUCUGUGACUGUUGGUGAUUUCAACAAUGAUGGAUCUGAUGAUUACAUUACUGGGGUACCCAGGGGAGAGAAAGCUCUUGGCUAUGUGAACAUCUUUAACGGGAAGAACAUGCAGUCAGUGCUGAACCUCACCGGAACUCAGAUGGCUGCCUACUUCGGUCAUUCCGUAGCAGCGACUGACAUCAAUAAAGACGGGCUGAUUGACCUGUUCGUGGGAGCUCCUCUGUUCAUGGACCUUGGAGGCGCUCAGAAACAGAGGGAGGUGGGCCAGGUGUCCGUGUUCCUGGGGGAUGGAGGGUUCUCCUUCCAGCCUCCGCUGACACUGAAUGGGACUGAGAUCUACUCCCGCUUCGGCAGCUCCAUCGCCGCCCUCGGAGACUUGGACAUGGACGGAUUCAACGACGUGGCCAUCGCUGCCCCCUAUGGUGGGCCGAAACACCAGGGCCUGGUGUACAUUCACAACGGGAGGGCGACGGGGCCCAGCCUGACGCCAUCUCAGGUCCUUGAGGGGAGGUGGGCCUCCAGCAACAUGCCCCCCAGCUUUGGAUACUCCCUGCACGGAGCCACCGACAUAGACCACAAUGGAUACCCAGACCUAAUAGUUGGGGUGUUUGGUGUAGACAAAGCCGUUCUCUACAGGGCACGGCCGGUCAUCAGCGUGAACGCCACCCUGGACAUCAGCCCUCAGAUUCUCAACCCAGAAGAUAAGAGCUGCAAACUACCUGACAGCACCCCGGUGUCCUGUUUCAAAGUCAAGUACUGUCUCAAGGCCCGUGGGAAGGGCGCACCAGCCUCGUUGAAGUUCCAGGUGGACCUGGUUCUGGACAGACUCCGACCCAAAGGGCCGAACAAGAGGGUGCUGUUCCUCCACAGCAAGACAUUCCAGUACUCUAAGAACAUGACCGUCAGCAAUGGUCUAGGACCCACUUGUGAGGAGCAGGAGGCUUAUCUCAUAGAAGAGUUCCGUGACAAAAUCACUCCCAUUGUGGUGCUGAUGGAGUACAAACCGGACUACCAGCAGGCCGCCGACAAGACGGGACUACUGCCCAUUCUGGACCUGUCAGUCCCCACAAACAUCUCCAAACAGGCUCACAUCCUUCUGGACUGCGGAGAGGACAACAUCUGCAAACCCGACCUGAGGCUGUCCGUGGUGAGUGACCAGAAGGAGAUGUACAUCGGAGAUGACAACACGCUGACCAUGGGGGUAACGGUGGAGAAUUUGGGAGAGGCGGCAUAUGAGGCAGAGCUACGUGUCUUCUUGCCCCCACAGGCUGACUUCAGCGAAGUGGUCAGCAACAGUGAGACCACCUCUAAGCUGUCCUGUGCCCCUGAGAGAGAGAACCAGACCACGGUGGUGGUGUGUUACCUAGGCAACCCCAUGAAAGGAGGAACCAAGGUCCUGGCUGGCCUGCGCUUCAGCGUUCACAAGCUGUCGGAGCAGGACACGCAGGUCAGGUUUGACCUGCAGAUACAGAGUUCCAACCAGUUCAACAACACCAGCAGCCUUGUCUCCAGCAUCACAAAGCUGGCUGUUCUGGCCAAGGUGGAUAUCAGAGGGGUUUCCACACCAGACCAGGUCUUCUUGCCCAUUGCAAACUGGCAGAUGAAGGAAUCCCCAGUGGUAGGGGACGACAUCGGCCCAGCGAUCCGACACAUCUACGAGCUUCGUAACCAUGGUCCAAGUACCUUCAGCAAGGCCUUGCUGGACAUUGAGUGGCCCUACCAGUUCAACAAUGGAUCUCUACUCUACAUAACUAAACUAGAGGUGGACGGGAUGAACUGCACCACUGAAAUGGAGAUUAACCCCCUCAACGUCUCGAUCUCUCUGUCUUCGGAGAAGAACACUACAGGGAAUGGUGAAGUGGACAACACUGCAGGAAGGGGCAGGAACCGCAGAGACCUGAAGAAGAAGGAGAUAGAGGGAGACCUGGAAACCCUGGACUGCUCCAAGGCCCAGUGUAUGAAGAUCCGCUGCCUGGUGGGUCGUGUGGAGAGAGGUCAAAGUGCCAUCCUCUACAUCCAUUCCAGACUGGGAGUGGCCACCUUCCUCAAGACUGAGAGUCAGAACCGUUCGUACACGGUGAGAUCUUCUGCUUCCUUCAGUGUAACAGAGAUGCCGUAUAAUAAAAACCUGGUCUCUGAUCUCCCCGCCAAUACGACCACGGUGAGUAUGGCAGUGAUCUGGGUGAAGUCUGAGCCAGAACCAGUCCCGGCGUGGGUUGUGGCCCUGGCGGUGCUGGCCGGCCUGCUUCUGCUGGCUCUGCUCAUCUUCAUCAUGUACAAGCUGGGUUUCUUCAAGCGUGUGCGCCCCCCUCAGGACGACAGCACAGAGAAAGAACAGCUGGCGCCGCAGGAGAGCGGUGACAGAAACACAGAUGCCUGACUCCCCUAGCAGCCCCUAGUCCUCAGCACCACACUGGGCCCUACAGCCCAGUCUGUGUCAUACCCAAGGCCCAUGUUAACCUGGUUCCAGAUGUGUUUGUGUCUCUCCUUGUACUAUUCCAAACAUAUAAGUGGAAUGUCAGCACAACGCCAUCUAGUACCCAGGCCAGGUUUGGGGUGAACUCCUUUUCAAUCAAUUGAUCAAAAUUGAACCAAACUGAAAUAAUUCCUAAUUAAUAAUUGGAAUCGAAACUAGAAUUAUAGAGUUCCCCAACCGUGACCUGGGCAAUGUGGACACAUUCACCAUCGUCUUUCUGAGGGACUGAUGACCUGAGAUCAGUUUGGUGUUUUAGAGCCUGAUUACAGCAAGUGUGGAGACCUGAUCCUAGAUCACCGCUCCUUUUCUAAGACUCUUUGUGAAUACUGGACCUGCUCAAUGGAACAAUAGGCAGUUUGUGUGGUUUAACAGUUUUGGUUUGACCUCAUCCCUUCUUUUUCUGAGUUCCUCUGAUAACAAAUUACUGAAUAAAGAAUCUGAAUCGGGCUGCCUUUAAUGCCUACAAGACCAUGAUGGUCACUAGAUCUCAUCACAAUGUCACCAUAGUCUACUUGUCCCGGGCCCGUUUAAAAAACAAAACAAUUAUCUGAUCGGAUUUCCGCUGUCGGGUAGAACUAAACAUAUGGAAAUAGUUUCUAUUCACUCUAUGUUUUCGUUCAAAGAUACGCAUAGAAUUGUGUCCCGAUUGUUUAGCUUCUGAUCAGAUAACCUUUUAAAAAAAGAUUGCAUGGACACAUUGGAACUGCGCUGCUGUACUGUACAAUACGUUAUGGACGAGGGGAGCAGGAAAGAAGUGCUGUUGUAAAUAAUAAUCUAAAUUACUUAGUUGUCCUGAAGAGGUAAAGCAACAGACAUUAUCCUUGUUAUCGCUUGCUUGCUCGCCCCUCUCUCUCCCCCAUUGUUCCCUAUGCAUAUCUGUGCACUGGACAUUUGUUUAAAGCGAUUGCUGCAGUGAUCUGAAUGACACUGCAGGUGGCGAUGUGUGUCUGGGGAUUGUAGAUGCAGUGUCUUAAGCAGUGUUUCUUAAUCCUGGUCCUCGGGACCCAAAGGGCUGCACGUUUUUCUUUUUGCCCAAGCACUCACACACCUGAUUCAAAUGUUGCCCUACCACUUACACCCUUGAUUGACCAACCUGUCAUCAAGCAUUUGAUUUGAAUCAGGUGUGUGAGUGCUUGGGCAAAAAGAAAAACGUGCAGCCCUUUGGGUCCCGAGGACCAGGAUUAAGAAACACUAGUCUUAAGUAUUGGCAUGGUAUGAAUUGGACUGUUUAAAUAAUUUCUUACUGGUUACUGCCAGCAUGGAUGGGAUUCUAUUUUUACUACUAUAGAGAGUUCUUUGAAAUUCAGAGGAUUGUUCUUUGAAAUUCAGGGGAUUGUUCUUUGAAGUUCAGGGGAUUGUUCUUUGAAGUUCAGGGGAUUGUUCUUUGAUAUUCAGGGGAUUGUUCUUUGAACUUCAGGGGGUUGUUCUUUGAAGUUCAGGGGAUUGUUCUUUGAAGUUCAGGGGAUUGUUCUUUGAAGUUCAGGGGAUUGUUCUUUGAACUUCAGGGGAUUGUUCUUUGAACUUCAGGGGAUUGUUCUUUGAACUUCAGGGGAUUGUUCUUUGAACUUCAGGGGAUUGUUCUUUGAACUUCAGGGGAUUGUUCUUUGAGUAAUAACUUUUUUGGUGGGGUGUUUGUUUUAUAUAUGUGUAGGUCCAUUGAAGGCCGACUUCAGGAAUGAAAAAGAUCAACACUGCCUCUUUCUUUAUCGAAAAACAAACAAUGGGUGUGUUUUUGGUUGUGUUGACGAUGUUGAUAAAUUACUCCCACUCUCCAGAUACUAUUACAGCGUCCAGUGUAGAACAUCCAGCUGACCGGAUCCAUUUCAUAGCCGAUCAUUUUCAAAACUCUUUUGGACAGAAGCUUUGUAAGAAACGGCAACAUCUGUAACCAAAUAUUAGAUCAGUUUAUUUUAUUAGGAAGUUAAGAGGAGGUGUACUGAUCAGCUGUACGUUUUUAAUGUUAUUCUUGCCUUUUUGUUUGAAGUCGGCCUUCAUACCCAGAGUUUAACUGUAACAUGCCCCUUUCCCUGAGUUUGUAGCUGUAAGACAAAUCACAAGUCAUUCUGGGUGUAAGUGUACAAAUGUUUUGUAUGAAAAGACUUCAAGAAUGAACUUACCCAUAUUGGGUGAUUAGCUAAUUUCUUGUUCAUAUUAGAAAUGAGUCACAAUAACAACUACAGCACAGGAAUACUAAUCGAAUAAUAAGCAACACUGAUUCACUGCCUCAGCUGUUUUCUCUCACUUGGGUUGUAAUAUUUAUCUGGAUGCAAGCAGGCUCAACGUCACUACAUUUAAUGGACUGGGUGACCUUUUUUAACAACAUAUUUAAAUUGUUUGAAAAUGCCGAGUUCUUUUCCCCCAAGCGCUCCUCUCUGGUUAAGCUUACCCUUUGAAAUAAAUAAUUGUCUUAAUAAAAAAAAUUCUGAUUAA
Molecule: messenger RNA, 6164 nt
Organism: Esox lucius (northern pike)
Lineage: Eukaryota; Metazoa; Chordata; Actinopteri; Esociformes; Esocidae
Gene: itgav
Product: integrin, alpha V
Exons: 30
Coding region: 516-3638 (1040 amino acids)
Biological process (GO): cell-matrix adhesion; cell adhesion mediated by integrin; cell-cell adhesion
Cellular component (GO): external side of plasma membrane; integrin complex
Molecular function (GO): integrin binding
Source: RefSeq, a predicted model, not a curated record